ACAGGAAGAUGGUGCCUUGUAAUUUUAAUGGUUCAGAAUAGUACAACCUCGGUUUGCUUGAGUUCAACAAUUUCAACUACAUUCAGAAUUUAACAGCAGUACUGACAUGAAAGGAGCUAGCUUCCAGCCUGACUGGAUAUCUAAGUAUAACCUCCUUAAUUGGUGAUCAGACAAAUUAACAGAAUGUAGACAGUCAUUAUGCUAUACAAUCUUGACACUUCAUUACAGCCGGUCAUGUUGACAAGUUAUGCUACACUAUGUGAUACAAAUUAAUAUAUAUAUAUAUAUAGAUAUAUGAUUCACAUGAGAUGGGUUUUACCAAGCUUGAAGGAGACUGAAGAUGCAUGGUGUGGCCUCCGGUCCCAAGAGCAUAAUGAGACCAUGGAUUCAAGGUCCUACUGAAGGCCUUGAUGGGUGACAAGAAAAUUUUAUAAAUCCCCAAGUAUGUCUACUGUCGCCAUAAAUAUUGGGAACUAUCAAAGGUGAUCAAUUGAUUGUAAUUAGAUUAAUUCCUUGUAAAAAGCUUCUGUCUCAGAAAACACAGAAAUCUAGGUUCAUUCCAUCAUUGCAAGCCCUUGUGAGAGACCAAAAGAAAACCAUAUAUUAAGACUGUAGUUAUACUUUGGUGCAAUUCUCAUUUAAAUAACACGUACAUGGAACAAAAUAUUUUUAUAAGAUUUCUUUAUUGGAAAAAUAAAAAAAGAAGGGUCUCUCUUAAAAACAAAGAAAAGCCAUGGAAGAUGUGUGGGGAUUCAAUGAUUUCUUAUACCCCAACCAAAAGGAAAUUAAUUAAAGGAGGGUUUGAGUGUUUGGGUGAUGACCCACUGAAUCAUGAGCAUCCAGACCCUUCAAUUGGUGCUGGUGGGUCACUCCAUGGAUGUCUGAGCUGAUCGGGAGUGUUUUGGUUGUGACCCCACUGAAUCAUGAUCCAGAUCCUUCAAUUGGUGGGUCAGGCUGCAUGCAUGGAUGUCUAAGCUGAUCGGCCGGGAGUUGGGUUGAUUGAAAAUGAGAGACCCCUUGGGUUCAUUGCAUAGUACAACAAUAGUUAGAAUAUUUACCAGAGCACUAUUUAUUGAAUGAUGUCGAUCGAAUUGGCAAAGUUUGGAAGACAUGAUUCAUACCACCUAGAUUUCUGAAUGGUCCCAAAACAGUCCAGAUCAUCCCAUGUUUAACCCUUGAGCGUUUAAGCUCCCUAAGCUUGUAUAUAUAGAUAUCAGGGACCCAGUUUUCUCCAUCUGCAAGCAAGUUAAUUGGCACAGAAUUCCAUGGAAGGACUCUGGCACGAACAUACUAUGGGCGUUGCCGCCGAGACAGAUUUCUGUGAUACCUUCUCAUCCUUCGGCAUGGGCACACAAGAUCAAGAUCAAGACGAAGACCGGUACUCGGAGUUCGAGUUUGGCCAUGUCAUUCCUGAGUACCCGACUACUGAUACUACCGACGAUCAUGAUGAAUCUGAUUUCGAGUUCGGUUGCAUCACACCAGACUCUCCGGCUAAUGAUCCGGACAAGAACUACCCAGCUGACGUUUUGUUCUACAAUGGUCGGCUUCUACCACAUGCGUUUCCAUUUCAACCGGUAAAAGUUGCCGGGAGUGGGUGUUCUCGACUGAGCCGUUGCACCAGCAGCAGCGUUAGUAGCAGGGACUCGUUCAUGUCGUCUCGUAGCAACAGCAGCAAUAGUAGAAGCAGCUGCUGCAGUAGUGCUCGAACGAGCUACAGCGAAAACUCAGAGAGGAGACCAUCCAUUUCGGACAAGAGAGUUGCAGCUCGACCACCAAUUACUGGAAUGAGAAACCAGGCGAAUAGGCCCAUGCCGCCUCAUCAAAGAUGGCAGUUUAUAGCGCCAGCACCAAUUUUGACACCAUCCAAGGAGGUUUCCCGCAGAAAGAAGACUGGAAUUUUGGUGCAAGAAGACCUGAAAUCCAAGAAAAAAGUCAAGGAUAAGAAGAAAUCUGCACGCUCAUCGUCUGGCUGGCAGUUUCUCCGAUCAUUUUUGUUAGCUUGCAGAGAAUGCCACUCUCUCCAGCCGACCUUGAAAGAGAAUCAGUAAAUAGAUAUAUAUAUAUAUAGAUCUCGAGUAACGGCUAUUUAUGGUUCUGGGGUUCUCAUUAUCUGCGUGAAAUCGCUUGAUUACUGGGUUUGUAAUAAUUUCUUCUUCAUUCCAUAAUUCUCUGAUCUGCAACUUGUUCACUUGUAAAAAAGAAAAAAAAAAGCAU
Molecule: messenger RNA, 2214 nt
Organism: Nelumbo nucifera (sacred lotus)
Lineage: Eukaryota; Viridiplantae; Streptophyta; Magnoliopsida; Proteales; Nelumbonaceae
Source: RefSeq, a predicted model, not a curated record